CACUAUCUCCCUCUCUCUCUCAAGGCUGCAGUAAUAACAAUUUGCUGCCCUAAAAUUCAAGUAUAUUCAUUGCCCAUUUUUCUUUAAUUUCAGAUUCAUGUCAGAUUUCUUUGGGUUAUCUUUCUGAUUCAGUUAAAAAAUAAGAAAUUAAUUAGGUUAAACUGAACCUUUUCCUGUGGUUGCAGCUGCAACAAUAGCAAGAGGGACAAUGGCGACAAGAGCAGCUGCAACUUCAUUGUUGAGUAAUUCUCCAUUUUUCUCCUCUUCAUCUCGGAGAACAACAUCUCGAAAUGAAUCUACUGUCAAGUGUUUCACCAUUGUUCGGUGCUCCGCUUCUCUAUCUACCUCAAAUGGCUCUAUUGACACUCCUCUAGGUGUUAAGGAUAGACCAUGGAAGAUAGCAGAUGCAAGACUUGUGCUUGAAGAUGGUUCUGUAUGGAAUGCUAAAUCUUUUGGUGCUACAGGGACUCAAGUUGGUGAAGUUGUGUUCAAUACAUCUUUGACAGGGUACCAAGAGAUUUUGACGGACCCUAGUUAUGCUGGCCAAUUUGUUUUAAUGACAAAUCCUCAUAUUGGAAAUACAGGAAUUAACCUAGAUGACGAAGAGUCACAACAAUGCUUCCUUGGCGGUUUAGUUGUCAGAAGUUUAAGUCCGAGCACUUCGAAUUGGAGAUGCACAGAACCCCUGAGUGAUUACUUGGCUAAAAGGAACAUCAUGGGAAUAUAUGAUGUGGAUACACGUGCAAUUACUCGUAGACUAAGGCAAGAGGGAAGUCUUAAAGGUGUACUUAGCACAGAUGGAUCAAAAACUGACAAAGAUCUUCUUGAUAUGUCUCAUAAUUGGGAUAUUGUUGGUGUCGAUCUCAUAAGUGGUGUUACCUGCAAUGCUCCAUACGAAUGGGUGGAUAAGACAGGUUCAGAAUGGGAAUUCAACACUAGCGAUAGUGUUGGGAAGAGAUUUCAUGUUGUUGCGUAUGAUUUUGGGAUCAAGCACAACAUAUUAAGGCGCUUAACGUCGGCUGGAUGUAAAAUUACUGUGGUACCCUCAACAUGGAAAGCCUCAGAGGCUCUUAAGUUAAAUCCAGAUGGAGUUCUUUUCAGUAAUGGUCCAGGAGACCCUUCUGCAGUUCCCUAUGCUGUCGAAACAGUAAAAGAAAUAAUCGGAAAAGUUCCUGUUUUUGGUAUUUGCAUGGGUCAUCAAUUGAUUGGUCAGGCAUUGGGUGGUAAAACCUUCAAAAUGAAGUUUGGUCAUCAUGGAGGAAACCAUCCGGUUCGUGACAUCCGUAAAAACCGUGUCGAAAUCAGCGCUCAGAAUCACAAUUAUGCAGUAGACCCUGAAUCGCUUCCAGAAGGUGUACAGGUGACACAUAUCAAUCUAAAUGACGAUAGCUGUGCUGGCCUCGCUUUCCCUGCGUUAAAUAUCAUGUCACUUCAAUACCAUCCUGAAGCAUCUCCUGGACCUCAUGACUCUGAUUCUGUUUUUGGGGAAUUCAUAACUUUGAUGGAGCAAGCCAAAUUAUAAGACCUCCAUGGUUUCCUCCUUCGAAAAAGCUCAGCAUGUAGGUGGAAGUUGACUACCUAGCAGAGAGAGUUUGAAUAUACUCAAACCAUCUUUAUAUUUUUAUGCUCAAUUUUUUGUUGUAAUCUUUCUUGUCUGUCGUGUUUAUAAACUUCGGCAAUGUUUAUUAUAUGCGUGUAACGCAUGUUAUACAAGCAAUGACGAAAGGUUAUUUGAUUUUCUGAGUAGGUGUAGAAACAUUAGCAAGGGAAAUCAUCAGAUUAUAUC
Molecule: messenger RNA, 1786 nt
Organism: Papaver somniferum (opium poppy)
Lineage: Eukaryota; Viridiplantae; Streptophyta; Magnoliopsida; Ranunculales; Papaveraceae
Product: carbamoyl-phosphate synthase small chain, chloroplastic-like
Exons: 10
Coding region: 209-1522 (437 amino acids)
Biological process (GO): L-glutamine metabolic process; L-arginine biosynthetic process; 'de novo' pyrimidine nucleobase biosynthetic process
Cellular component (GO): carbamoyl-phosphate synthase complex; cytoplasm
Molecular function (GO): carbamoyl-phosphate synthase (glutamine-hydrolyzing) activity
Source: RefSeq, a predicted model, not a curated record